Molecule: messenger RNA, 888 nt
Organism: Lottia gigantea (owl limpet)
Lineage: Eukaryota; Metazoa; Mollusca; Gastropoda; Lottiidae
Exons: 4
Coding region: 1-888 (295 amino acids)
Biological process (GO): regulation of transcription by RNA polymerase II
Cellular component (GO): nucleus
Molecular function (GO): DNA-binding transcription factor activity, RNA polymerase II-specific; RNA polymerase II transcription regulatory region sequence-specific DNA binding
Source: RefSeq, a predicted model, not a curated record
AUGUCCCAGGUUGAUAUUUAUUUAUUACAGAAUCUAAGAAGAAAAGGUUUAAAAUGUGUGUUUUGUGGGAAGUAUUUUGAUAGUAAGAAAGAGAUACAUGAACACCAAGGCCUACAAUUGUUAUUUAAAUGUGGCCAUUGUCCUCAAUCAUAUGAUGAAUUAUGUAAAUUAAAUAAACAUAUUAAAAGGGAACAUAAUUCAAACCAAGUAUACAAAUGUAAUGUCUGUUCACAGAUAUUUAUCAGAGCUACUGAUAUAAAGACCCAUGUACAAGAACAUACAAGAAUAAAGCAGGCAUAUACCUGUGGUGUUUGUGGCUUGAAUCUUUGUUCAAGUCAUCUGCUAUCGGAACAUAUAGAAAAACAUUGGGGAGGAGACACAUAUUCUCAUACUUGUAACACCUGUUAUCAGAUAUUUCCUAACCAUAUAGAACUACAGAAUCAUAUCUUAUUAAUGCAUUCUCUGGAAGACACAUAUGAAUGUUUCUAUUGUAAACAAGUCUUUUCACAAUCAUGUACUUUAGAAGUACAUAUGAAGAUGCACAUUGGGCAACAGCUUGACCAUAUUUGUGAUGUAUGUGGCGAAAUUUUUCCUAGUUCUAUACCUCUUCAUGUACAUAGAAAAGUCUUUCACGGAGAACGACCUCACAAAUGUGAAGUUUGUGAAGAAACAUUUCAAUUAAAAAUCUCUUUAGAUAAACAUUUUGACAAGAAACAUUCAGGAAAACCAUAUAAAUGUGAUGUAUGUUUAAAAUUGUAUAGGAAAAUGAAUGCUAUUGAGAACCACAGAGAAAGACAUGUUAAUGCUACACCAUUGGAAUGUUAUACUUGUUCAUUAUGCUUUGAUAAUCCUGACACCAUGUUCAGACAUGUUAAAGCUAAACAUUGA